AUGGAGCGAAAUGAGAAGCAAUUGAAUGAAGGCGAGGCGGCGCAGAUCGACACCAGCCAGGGCUCGUCCACGCUCGAGCACUUCUUCCAGGAGACCCCCAUCACGCUGGCAGACAUUCGAUCUACGCUCAUUCGCUUGGAGGAGACCAUCAUCUUCGCUCUCAUCGAACGCGCCCAAUUCCGCGCCAAUCCGGCCGUCUACCGCAAGGAUGAGGAAACGGAAGUGCGCCAAAAGGGCAAGAGCUUCCUCGACGUCUUCUUUGGGCAGAUCGAGAAGGCCCAUUCGCUGAUGCGACGCUACACGAGCCCAGACGAGCAUCCGUUCUACCCCGAGGAGCUCGAGCGGCCGAUCCUGCCCCUACUCAACUACUCGGCCAUCAUUCGCCCCAACAACAUCAAUCUCAACCCCAAGGCAGGCACCCUCUUCCCCUCUCUUUCUCUUUCAGUCUGCACCAUGCACCACGCUGCGCGAUCGUGGGGAUGGUUAAUCGACACCAGCCAGGGCUCGUCCACGCUCGAGCACUUCUUCCAGGAGACCCCCAUCACGCUGGCAGACAUUCGAUCUACGCUCAUUCGCUUGGAGGAGACCAUCAUCUUCGCUCUCAUCGAACGCGCCCAAUUCCGCGCCAAUCCGGCCGUCUACCGCAAGGAUGAGGAAACGGAAGUGCGCCAAAAGGGCAAGAGCUUCCUCGACGUCUUCUUUGGGCAGAUCGAGAAGGCCCAUUCGCUGAUGCGACGCUACACGAGCCCAGACGAGCAUCCGUUCUACCCCGAGGAGCUCGAGCGGCCGAUCCUGCCCCUACUCAACUACUCGGCCAUCAUUCGCCCCAACAACAUCAAUCUCAACCCCAAGGCAGGCACCCUCUUCCCCUCUCUUUCUCUUUCAGUCUGCACCAUGCACCACGCUGCGCGAUCGUGGGGAUGGUUAAUCAUGCGGCUGUACCUGGAGCGCAUCGUGCCGGUGAUCUGCGAAGCGGGCAACGACAAUCGCGAAUACGGCAGCUCCGCCAACGCGGACAUCAACGCGCUUCAAGCCAUAUCGAAGCGCAUCCACUACGGCAAGUUCGUGGCCGAGAUCAAGUUUCAGCAGGAGAAGGAGAAGUACUCGACGCUCAUCCGCGAGAAGGACACCGACGGCAUCAUGAACCUGCUCACCCACCCGGAGGUCGAGAAGAAGGUGCUGGCUCGAGUUCGAGCCAAGAGUUCCGCCUACGGCCGCGACAUCAGCGAAGACACGGCGUCGGCCGACGCCUCCGCCGACAGGUACAAGGUGGAUCCUGACGCGAUCAUGGGCAUCUACAGAGACUACGUGAUUCCCCUCACCAAGGAGGUCGAGGUCGACUAUCUGCUGCAGCGACUCAGCCCCGUGAGCGUGGCGUUCCUGGGUCCCAAGGCCAGCUACAGCCAUCAGGCCGCCCUUAAGUACUUCAAGGAGGGAACGCCCGAGCUGCUCGAAUGCGCCACCUUCUCCGAGGUGUUCCAAUCGGUGCUCUCCAACAAGACCAGCUUCGGCAUCGUACCGAUCGAAAACUCCACCACCGGUCGCGUGCACCAGGCGUUGGCCAACUUUUUCGACACGAGCGCCAAGGUGUGCGGCGAGACCUACCUGAAGGUCUCCCACGCGUUCCUGCUGCACGAAAAGGCGCUGGCGGCCUACGAGGCGGCCGAGCGGGACGGCAAGGGCGCGCAGAAGGUGGGCCGGCUCUACAGCCACCCGCAGGUGUUCGACCAGUCGCGCAAGUGGAUCGAGGAGACCUUCCCCGGCGCCACUUGCGUGUCUGUCUCGUCAUCAUCGCAGGCUGCGAAGCUCGUCAGCGAGGAAGCGGGGGAGGAGACGGACGGCAAGGUCAGCGGAGCGUUGGGCAGUUCGCUCCUCGCCGGCGAGUACGGCCUCAAGAUCGUGCGCAAGGACAUUCAAGACGACCCAAACAACACGACUCGCUUCCUGGUGAUCGCCAAGACAUUCACCGGACCAUCAGGGAAGGACAAAACACUCCUCACCUUCGGCCUGAAGCACAUGGUGGGUUCCCUUUCGUCCGCGCUCACCAUCUUCUCGAAGCAUGGGAUCAACAUGAGCGGGAUCGAGUCGUACCCCAACAAGGCCGAGAUCUGGUCGUACAACUUCCUCGUGGAGCUCGAGGGCCACGUGGAGGACAAGAACGUGAAGGAGGCCCUCGACGAACUGCGCGAACUGGCCACCUUCAUCAACAUCAUCGGCUCCUUUCCCGAGGCCUACCCAUGA
Acanthamoeba castellanii str. Neff is the source of this 2241-nucleotide messenger RNA. Its product is annotated as prephenate dehydratase. The transcript is spliced from 11 exons. NCBI's taxonomy places the organism in Eukaryota, Discosea, Longamoebia, Acanthamoebidae. Gene Ontology annotation, molecular function: chorismate mutase activity; prephenate dehydratase activity. The record is from RefSeq and is a predicted model, not a curated record. Gene Ontology annotation, biological process: L-phenylalanine biosynthetic process; chorismate metabolic process. Bases 1 to 2241 code for a protein of 746 amino acids. Gene Ontology annotation, cellular component: cytoplasm.